Paramuricea clavata is the source of this 964-nucleotide messenger RNA. Lineage: Eukaryota; Metazoa; Cnidaria; Anthozoa; Malacalcyonacea; Plexauridae. The record is from the annotation of a GenBank genome assembly.
AUGAACCGAACAACUGAACUUAUGCCCAGCUUCCGGCGCAUGAAUAGGACGGAAAUUACUGGGGAUAGGACAAGACAUGUUCUAACCUUCAAUCCCAAUUCUGCCAAACCCGGAGAAGAAAUUUACGUUAAUAUUGCAAAGCUAAAAGCCGACUCCGUUCUUGUACCGGAUAGUAUGGCUUUAGUUUUCGACUUUAAGAACAGCAAUACAAAAUCCUGGUUCAGGAACAACCUAGGGAAACUGCUCCAAAAGAGACUGGAAAUCCGACUCGCAGGAGAAAAGGUCUACGACAACAGCGGGGAAAGCCUACUGGAAGUCUACAAAGACCUAUGGUUGCACAACAAGCAGCGCGAUGAUAUGGUAGAGGAUGGUAUCGCCAGCGAAGCCACAAGGAAGAAGAUAUCCAAAGACGCCGCCGCAAACGACGAUGCAGAGGCUACCGCAUUGUUCCGUGUAUUCGGAACAAAACAAAAAAUCCGGAUCAACAAAAUCCUCAAAGAUUACGGACUUGAUGCACCACACAACAUGGCAAACGACUUACAAUAUGUAAUCACCCUACCCACAGCGGCCGAAAUCAUGAACGCACAGGGUGGAGAAUCUGUGGAAGGAUACACCAUAGAAAACAUCGAACUGGAAUACGAGUCCAUCGACAACAUCGAUCUUGCAAGGAAAGCAGAGGGUCUGUAUGGAUCCGAACGCGAGUUAUCCUUCGAAUAUGCUACCCUCAUGAAGAAAAUGGAAUGGAGCAAAGAUUCCACCAUUAUCAACGAAACGAUCAACGUACCACGCAGAAGUAUGAAAGCCAUUGUCAUGCUAUUCACAAACAAGACGAAGACAGACAGUGAGGAAUAUAUCUACCCCAACAUCGAAAAGGUUAGGGUAACCAUAGAAGGUGUUCCUAAUGCUGUCUAUAGCCAGGGUAUCCCAAAAACAAGGUUAUACGAGGAGGCAAGGCGACUGUUCG